AUGACGACUGGGCAGUGGUUCCCAGGACGGUUCGCGAAGACGAAUCGAAGCCGCUUGCAAGGAGGCUCCUUUGGCAUUAUACAAACGCCCACGCGCUCUAGAGGGAGUCGUUUGGGUCGAUCUACAGAGUACACCGUUUGCAAAUUGCAAAGCAACCCACCAAAGAGCAUCGAGAGCGCAACAGAAGCCCGCCGCCAUGGUAAACAGCUGGUGGUGGCCAUUGACCUAGAGAGCGGCCCAAGAAAUACCGGAUGCCUUCGAUGGGGAUUUCGGAAGAAGUUCCAAUACGGGCCCAGUCGACUGAAGAUGAGGGCUGUCGUUCCUGGACCCUUGAGGGCUACCGCAAACCAGCCAGCACCUAUAGCCCCCGCUGUAUCAUUCUCGUGGCCCGGGAGGACGCGGCUCGGCCUCUUCAUCAUUAACCUGGCUCAAGGGGUGAUGCUUGCGCCUCGGGAUUUGCAAAGGCAUGGUUCUCCCUGUCUCCUCACAGAAAGGGCAUUCGACCCAUCCUGGCCAACGGUCUCCUAA
Uncinocarpus reesii 1704 is the source of this 528-nucleotide messenger RNA. RefSeq lists its product as uncharacterized. The transcript is spliced from 2 exons. The coding region runs from base 1 to 528 and encodes 175 amino acids. NCBI's taxonomy places the organism in Eukaryota, Fungi, Ascomycota, Eurotiomycetes, Onygenales, Onygenaceae. The record is from RefSeq and is a predicted model, not a curated record.